UCCCUUCCCUUCGAGCUUCCAGUCAGCUAUAGUGUCCCCAAAACACACCACUCGAUUCGAAGCUUUUGCUGGGGCGGGACUGAUAGGACGUGAAUAUUUAUCAUCCUAUAUACUAGUUAGGAAUGUUGCCCCGUCACCAUGAGGGUCCGUGGUGAGUGGCGAGCCUGGUGAAGAGAUAGGAGGCGGAGUGGUGACGUGACAAUGGCGGAGAGGGAGAGGGAGGAGCACCUGAAGGCUGAAGACAAGGAAGCCACAUCUUACACUCGCUCAAAAAGACGUUCCUACAGAUGGAAAUCGCGGAAAAAGGAAGUAGAAACUGUAUAUGUCUGGUUUCCUACACUUGGGGUAAAUAUAAUCAAGAAUCACAAGAAUCUGGUGAGGCAACUGAAGGAGCUCCGACAGGCAGGUGUUCAGCACAUCCAGGUUCCUCUGUCGGACCAGCUCUCUGCCACAGUGCUGCAGCUUGUGUGUGACUUCUUUAAAAAGAAAAAAUGUGGCAUGAAGUUUUUCAUUUCAGCAUCAGUGGUGGUGCCUGAGGAGCCAGCGGUGUUGGUGCAGCGCUUAGAGGAGCUUUACCUGUACCUGGGUCAGCGGCCAGUUGACCUGCUGCUGCUGGAAAACCCAGUGGGCCUCAGAGGGUCUAACUACACACAGAUAUACAAUAAAAAUGAAGACGGAACUUGGCCUCCUGUUAGAAGACUCUUUCAGAGAGGCAGUGACGGGCAACUUGUCAUUCCUCCCAACAUUAUGCAAAACCUGAGCACCGUCUGGAGACUGUUAGAGACAGAGGUCAUCAAGCGAGGUCUUGCAGUGCAUCUUGGUCUUCGCAACUUUACCCUCAUUCAAAUUCAAGAAUUACUGAAUGUGGUAAAACUCAAGCCUAUUAUAGUCCAGGCUGAGCUCAAUCUAUAUUUUCGACAGAAGAAAUUAAGGAGCUUUUGCAGUAACAAUAAUAUAACUGUGUGUGCCAUAUACCCUUUUGGCAGCCCAUACACUGACAGCAGGAAUUUGCCUGUGCUGACACAACACAGGUCAGUGAGAAGUAUUGCCCACAAGCUGGACACUUCUCCCAAGGCUGUGUUGCUAAGGUACCUCCUGGUGUAUGACAUCCCCGUGGUGAUAGACAACUCCAUGGCCCGUGGAGCAGCACACCUCUUCCAGACUGUUUAUGAGAUCAAGUUAGAGGAGAAACACAUGGAAAAGCUUUCUGCUGUCCAGCAAAGUCAACCUAAAAGAGUCCUCACAGAGUUUGAAUUGUGGCAAAAAAAGUUCCCUUUGUGGCCAUUCUAUAUAGAGAAUGAGGAGAGGGAGGAGGAGGAGGAGGAGGAGGAGGAAUGUACCACAAAGAAAACUGGUGCAGGAAGGAUUCACAAGCACAGAAAGCAGACUGGCAUGGCAGGCUUACUCUUCACCACAGAGGACAUUCACAAGAAGGGCAAAGUUAAUGUAAAAGAGUGAUACAGGUGUGCUCCAUGAAUCAGGCUGUGGGUCUAAAUGAGUCUUGCUCUAGCUUUGGAGGGACAACUUUUGUGGGAAUGUAAAAUAAGAAUUGUGGGGAAUAUAAAAUGAACACUCAUGGAAGUAGGGUGUUAUGAAAAGAAGUAAUUAGGGAUUUCAUGGAUUGUUGCUCAGCUUUGGGAGUGACAAGUGUUCCCUGUGGUGAGAAAGGCAGGCCAGCAGCACAAGGCUCAUUGAAGAACCUUGCUCACCUGAGUCACUGGUACAUCUUUGUUGGGAAAUUUUUCAUGUUGCUUUACAUAAGGAUGUGGACAUUUAUGGUAAACAAAGUUGUCUUCAUUUCAUGAGCCAAAUGUUGAUUAUUUGGCCAAUUUAGAGGAAACUAGAAGGAGCAAUAUGAUUUUUUUUUUUUUCUUAAGGACACAAAUAACUAAACCACCAAGUAAUGUAACUUACAGAAUUAAGCAAAAAUGAUUUCAUGAACUUAUCAUAAA
Molecule: messenger RNA, 1952 nt
Organism: Scylla paramamosain (green mud crab)
Lineage: Eukaryota; Metazoa; Arthropoda; Malacostraca; Decapoda; Portunidae
Product: aldose reductase-related protein 2-like
Exons: 10
Coding region: 202-1458 (418 amino acids)
Cellular component (GO): cytosol
Molecular function (GO): aldose reductase (NADPH) activity
Source: RefSeq, a predicted model, not a curated record